ACAUGCGAGCGCGCGGGGAUACGCGCAUGUCAGAGCCGUUUCUUUUUCACACGGAUACCGAGACCGAGCUUUUUCCCACAGGUUCGUUUAGUUUGGUAGUUCAUUUAAGAAUAGAAAAGGACCUAUUUUAGUGGGUAAGAUUUUGUUUCUUUCCGUAAAGUGAUUAAAAGUGCAGUUCUGUGAAGAUUUGCUGGGAUUUAUUCGUAUCGGAAGGGAUGAUGAUGGGGACUUUACGCGACCUCCAGUACGCGCUUCAGGAGAAGAUUGAAGAACUGAGGCAACGAGACGCGCUCAUCGACGAACUGGAGCUCGAACUGGACCAGAAAGACGAACUCAUUCAGAAACUGCAGAACGAGCUGGAUAAGUACCGAUCCGUGAUCCGCCCAGCGACCAAACAGGUCCAAAACAGUCCGGAGCUGCACGAGCAUCAGCGCACCAAGCGGCAGGCGAUCAGCGCCGAACCCGCAAACGUCCAACAGCUGAGUCACGUGACACUGCCCAUCGUCCCCAAGAGCGCAAAAUCUAAGGAACUAAUCAAGUCAGCUAUCCUGGACAAUGACUUCAUGAAGAACCUGGAGAUGUCUCAGAUCCAGGAGAUAGUGGACUGUAUGUAUCCAGUGGACUAUGACAAAAACAGCUGUAUUAUUAAAGAAGGGGAUGUGGGCUCCCUCGUCUAUGUCAUGGAAGAGGGGAAAGUUGAAGUGACUAAGGAAGGACUAAAGCUGUGCACUAUGGGACCGGGAAAGGUGUUUGGAGAGCUCGCCAUCCUUUAUAACUGCACCAGAACGGCAACAGUAAGAACUGUGACCAGCGUAAAGUUAUGGGCCAUCGACAGACAAUGUUUCCAGACCAUCAUGAUGAGAACGGGACUUAUCAAACACGCCGAGUACAUGGACUUAUUGAAAAGCGUCCCGACAUUCCGAAGUCUUCCAGAGGAAAUACUGAGUAAGCUUGCUGACGUCCUUGAGGAGACCCACUAUGAGGAUGGCGACUACAUCAUUAGACAGGGGGCACGAGGAGACACUUUCUUCAUUAUCAGUAAAGGAAAAGUGACAUUGACUCGUGAGGAAUGUCCAAGUCAGGAGCCCGUCUACCUGCGUUCCCUGGGGAAAGGUGACUCGUUUGGGGAAAAAGCCCUACAAGGGGAGGAUAUCAGAACUGCAAACUUCAUUGCAGCAGAGACUGUCACCUGCCUUGUGAUUGACAGAGACUCAUAUAAACACCUGAUUGGAGGUUUGGAAGACGUGUCUAAUAAAACUGGUGAAGACGCAGAGGCCAAAGCAAAAUAUGAGGCAGAGAACGCUUUCUUCUCCAACCUAAACCUCUCCGAUUUUAACAUCAUCGAUACACUUGGAGUUGGAGGAUUUGGACGUGUUGAACUGGUGCAGCUCAAGAGUGACGAACUGAAGACGUUUGCAAUGAAGAUCCUAAAAAAGCGUCACAUCGUGGACACGAGACAGCAGGAGCACAUCCGCUCGGAGAAGCUCAUCAUGCAAGAGGCACAUUCAGAUUUCAUUGUCAGACUCUACAGGACUUUUAAGGACAGUAAAUACCUCUAUAUGCUGAUGGAGGCGUGUUUAGGUGGAGAACUGUGGACUAUACUCAGAGACCGGGGCAACUUUGACGAUUCGACUACACGGUUUUACACGGCGUGUGUGGUGGAGGCGUUUGCUUACCUGCAUUCCAAAGGCAUCAUAUACAGAGACCUCAAACCCGAGAACCUGAUACUGGACCACAGAGGUUAUGCCAAACUGGUGGAUUUUGGCUUUGCCAAGAAGAUCGGUUUUGGGAAAAAGACGUGGACGUUCUGCGGUACUCCGGAGUACGUGGCUCCCGAGAUCAUCCUGAACAAAGGACACGACAUCUCGGCAGAUUACUGGUCCCUCGGGAUCCUCAUGUAUGAGCUACUGACUGGCAGUCCUCCUUUUUCAGGCCCUGAUCCGAUGAAAACAUACAACAUCAUUCUCAGAGGCAUCGACAUGAUCGAGUUCCCCAAAAAAAUUACCAAAAAUGCUGCCAAUCUCAUCAAAAAGCUAUGCAGAGACACUCCGUCUGAACGACUUGGCAACUUGAAAAAUGGUGUCAAAGACAUCCAAAAGCACAAAUGGUUUGAAGGGUUUAACUGGGACGGAUUGAGGAAAGGGACACUGAUGCCCCCUAUCAUUCCUAGUGUAACAUCAUCCACAGACACGAGUAACUUUGACAGCUUCCCAGAAGACAAUGAAGACCCACCACCUGAUGAUAACUCAGGCUGGGACGUAGACUUUUAAACAGACCCAAACACACAACGUGCGCACACAGACACGCAACAAUGCUCGAAAUGAAGCAGGACUACCAAUCAGGAGAACUGCAGGGAAUGGAUGACGUCCAAUGACAUGACGUUCUGGUGGAGCGACUCAAAAAACAACCCUGAAUCGUGUGUGUUUGUGUGCGCAUAUAAUAACCACCUUUACUGUGAGGUAAUUGAAGAGACGGACCAUUUAGGGAAAAGGUUGUGACCUCAAUGAUUUGUUCUUCUCCCUGAUUGGCUGCAAACUCUUCAUGCACCAAUUUGUGUGCAGACUACUCUAAAGAAGACUAUGUGAUAACAACACUGUAUGUCACGGGAGUCCUGACAGACCUGAAUGUUACACUUAAAGUAAUACUCAUUCAUUAUAGCACAUGUACAUAGUAGCAUAGUAUCAUUAUCCCAAAACACACGCGUACGCUGGCGUUCCUGACAUGUAUCGGUUUAUCUUUCAUGUUUCAAGACUUUUGCUCGGUUUCACCAUCUCUUCAGACACACACAGACGCAUUAUCUCACCUGUCUCUGCUGUUUAUUUAUUGCCAUUACGGUUUAUGAUAUUCUGAGCCCAGCGCUGGUUUUCUCAAAAUGAUGUGCCUCAAAAUCAUAGCUUCAUUGAUACGAGUCUACUGUAUUUAUUGUCCUAGAUGCAUUUCUAUUGAGGAGCAGGUGAGUAAUAAUCACUGUGAAUGGUCGGCUUUCAAACAGAAAGGGGCGGAGUUUGAUCCUUUUGCCUUUUAUGGCCGUUUCCUAACUGUGUUGUCAAAGGACUAAUUGGACCGCAGGUGCAUUGUAAUCAUUUCCACGGAGAUUCAGAUCAUGAACAGUAUUAGUGCCUUAAACCAACGGCAUCCCAAACCUGCUGCAUGCCUUCAGUACAAUCCCUUCAGCCUGCUGCUGUCCAUCAGAUGCUCUCUGUGUCCUUUUUAUACAAUAAAGCAACCGUUUUAGACAUUC
Misgurnus anguillicaudatus (oriental weatherfish) is the source of this 3241-nucleotide messenger RNA. RefSeq names its product protein kinase cGMP-dependent 1a (gene prkg1a). Gene Ontology annotation, molecular function: cGMP-dependent protein kinase activity; ATP binding. Lineage: Eukaryota; Metazoa; Chordata; Actinopteri; Cypriniformes; Cobitidae. Gene Ontology annotation, biological process: protein phosphorylation. The record is from RefSeq and is a predicted model, not a curated record.